AUGGAGAACUUGUUGCCAAUUUCGAAUAAAAUACUGUAUAAGGACAAAGACGCAAUCGCUGCCCCAACAUCGGGACUGGAUCGCAUAUGCCAGAACCUGCAAUGUCGGACGCCACAUCGCACCGGUUUCUAUUUCGCUGGACCCGCUUUGGAGGGAACCGACUGUGGCAACAGUAAGUGGUGCGUGGGUGGCAGUUGUGUGAAGCAGAGGAAAAAGCCCGUUCAAGUCGUUAAGGGAGGUUGGAGUGAUUGGGUCGUAGAGGAUUGCAAUUCCGGUUGUUUGGAACGAUCGAAAGGUUUCCAGCAGAGGACCAGGCGUUGCGAUAGCCCGAAACCGGUUAAUACCGAUGCAGGCUGCGAAGGAAGUACUUUUGACGUUGUGGUUUGCGAUGACAUGAAACUGUGUUCUCACAGACGGCAACCGAUUGAAGUGUACGCGAGCGUGAGAUGUAGGGAAUUUAGUAAAUUACUGUCUAGACUUGAUCCAGUUGGAUACGGGAUACAAGGACCCUACGAUGGACACAGACUUUGGAUGAGUUGCGCUAUUUAUUGCAAACGAGCAGAUGCCGAUGCUUAUUAUGCGCCGCGUUUCGAUCUGAACGAUUUGGGAGUCGACUCAUACUUUCCGGAUGGCACUCUCUGUCACUCUGACGGAACGACAAAUUAUUACUGCCAGCAACACCAUUGCUUGCCGGAGAACUUCAAAACUUCAAAGAUAUCAAUUUGGGUGCUGACGGAGGACAUUCCAAUCCCGGGCAAUGCACUUCCCAUACGAACGCAGUACUUGGACAGUGAACUAUUCAAAUAUCUCUCGAUAGAUCGUAAUCGAAAGCCUCUGAUCAAACAUUGGAACUACACACCGAUUCCACACGAGGAUGACGGCGAAUGGUCGGAUAUGGACUAUUUGGAACUUCCAGAGGAAGUUCGAAAGGCGGCUCAUCGUCAGCGGUAGCUGAAAAGUAUCAUAACAAAAACGUGCACACUAACUAAUUUCUCGUGAAUAAACAUUCAUUAUUUUA
Molecule: messenger RNA, 1018 nt
Organism: Toxorhynchites rutilus septentrionalis
Lineage: Eukaryota; Metazoa; Arthropoda; Insecta; Diptera; Culicidae
Product: A disintegrin and metalloproteinase with thrombospondin motifs adt-2-like
Exons: 4
Coding region: 1-951 (316 amino acids)
Biological process (GO): extracellular matrix organization
Cellular component (GO): extracellular matrix
Molecular function (GO): metalloendopeptidase activity
Source: RefSeq, a predicted model, not a curated record